Messenger RNA from Solea solea (common sole), 2462 nucleotides. RefSeq lists its product as uncharacterized. NCBI's taxonomy places the organism in Eukaryota, Metazoa, Chordata, Actinopteri, Pleuronectiformes, Soleidae. The record is from RefSeq and is a predicted model, not a curated record. The coding region runs from base 326 to 2260 and encodes 644 amino acids. The transcript is spliced from 15 exons.
UGCAACUGUAUACUGUAUAAUAAGAUUGCAACACCAAUUUACAGUACAUUUUUGCUUAACAGAGAAAGCAUUGGUUAUAUUUACUAAAAAAAAGUAUAUUUUACACAGGCGGUUUGAGUAUUUACUUCAUAUUUCUGAAUAUUUCUGUUUGGCGCGUGGCAGACUUGUUGACCCACUCAGCUCGCGCGACUUUAGCUUUGGCUAAAGUAAGCUACUUAGCAGGGUGAGAGUGCACUUUCUGAAGUUUCACAUAAACACUGAGCAUAGUGUUGUCAUUGUUUGAACACUCACCUCGCCGGAGUCACUGUAUUCACAGCCGUUGAACAUGAAUUGGGUUGGAGGUUCGAGGAGUCGGCUAACCAUGAAAGAUGACGCCAAAAAGCAAAGGGACUUUUUUGAAAAGAGAAAAAUGCAAAAGAAAUUGAACAACUUGGGAUUAACUUUGCCAACAUCCCCUGGAGCUGGUGGUCCCAGUUCUGGUUCUGCUAGUUUGGACCUGGUGACUUUGUUUAUUGUCAACCAGAUUGCUACUAAAAAAGAAAAUAAAGAUCUUUCUAAAGUAGCAGUUCUUGGCCACAGCAGCAGAAAAGGAUCCAGUAAACAAAACAAGCCCCUGGUUCUCCCAAUGAGCCCGUGCUCUCCAUCACAGCUGAGUCUUGUUGAGAGCCAGUCUCAGUGCAGUGUUCAGGGGACAAGAAUGGGAAGGCAUGUUAUUCCUCAAGGUUUCAAGUGCCGUAAGCUGUCGCCAGUGCUGGAGUCAGGAUUUUCAGACAACAGUGCAUCAGACUACCUGCCACCAACGACUGCCCUCCUUAGCCCUUUUUCCUCAACUUCAUCAGCCUCCUCAGGCCAAGGAGUUUUCCCCCUGCAGCUGAGAGGCCACACUCCGACACAGCCACCUCCUCCCUGGGAAACAUCAGCACUGGAACAGACCAAAUUCCAGCCUUUCUCCCAGCCCAGAGGUAUGACCGAGAGUAUGACAUGGUCGUGUGGAUCAAAUCCACCCCUCUUCCCACUGGAGACACCCACAGCAGCCCAAGUCCUGUUUGGAAGUCCAGAACCCCAUGUAACAGAGGCAGGACUUCACGCGAGACACAAGGUCAGCCUUUCUCUAAACCAGUCACAAAACAUGGACUUCACCCUGAACCAGUCAGUAACUGAGCAACAGCCUGAGGACGACGUCUUCAAGGGCUUCAGUUGUGACGACAGUGGAAAAGAUGCUUUUCAGUUCAGAAAGAUUUACCUCAAAGACGGAACACCAGUCAGAUCCUCGGCACCACAAACUGUCCCAGAGUCACAGUUCAUGGAAAUGGAGCGCUGCCGCUGCAGUGACACAAACUUUUCGUGUCCUGGACACAACACAGACCCAGAGAAUGGCUGUGGAUAUUCACCAAGUGACUCUUGUGGAGGACGUUCCCUCAUUUCAGACUCGCAGGAUGUAGAAGAAUACUGCCCACUACGUCUCCAGGCGUCUGACUCUUCAUAUUUGCAACACGACUGUUGUGCAGACACCAGGAACCAAGGCUCACAGGGGAAAAUAAAACAAAAGACAGGCUCCCAGUCUGGACCUCACACCCCUCUCACACGAUACACUGAUGAGAAGGUUACAGAGAAUCCGACUUGUCCAGAUAAACCCUCAGGAAGUGACAUUCUACAGACGGAAAGCAGCACGACUCAGUUUGGUUUGGAUCUUUGCAAAUGCAAUAAACCAUCUGCUCAAACUCGAGAUGCAGGAACUCAAACUGCGGGCGACCCCGUUGCUGAGAGACGCGACGCCUCCACUCAGUGCAGCUUCAUCGCAGACUGUGCGGCCAGCGUCCCGCUAGUCAACUUUCCGCCUGUUGUCAAGUCAAUUCUGCCUCCAGCCACCGGGAGGCAGAUGAACACUGCUGCAGAAACAAGCGCACACACAGCCUCAGCUGCCAGCAGGGGGAAGCAGACACCCGGGAGCAAGAUGAAGCCCAAGGCUGUUUCCCUACCAGGCAACAGCGUUACACACACACUCUCUGCCAGCAACUGUGAUGGCAACAUAUUCCUACAGACGUCCAAACUCCAGUUUCCAGGUAAGAAGAAUGAAGAGGGCAGAGACGAGAGAGAGCUACAGCCAACAGGCCCCGUGAUAAAAGAGAUAAAAGAGAGCUCGGAGGAAGUGAGGGACGAGGUCACGUCUCCCAGCUCGGUCAACAGAGCGGCAGACGAGACUGGAACACUGCAGGAAAUAGCUGAUAUUUUGCUCCUGCUCAAGCAGAGGAGGAAUUAGAGUUUAUGUAGAUGAACAGGUGGAAGCUUGAUGGAAGGAAGGAGGCAGCGGGGGUUUAAAAAUGUCUGUUCUGUGCAUGUUCUUUUUUUAAAUUUCAAUUUAUAGCGUUGUAAGCACUUAAGCCCCUUAAAAUAUUUAGUGUUUGUGCCUUAAUCUGUGACAUAGACGCCGUGAAAUAAAAAGCCCCAAAGCCUUUCUCUGA